Aspergillus welwitschiae is the source of this 1752-nucleotide messenger RNA. RefSeq lists its product as uncharacterized. The coding region runs from base 1 to 1752 and encodes 583 amino acids. The transcript has 4 exons. Lineage: Eukaryota; Fungi; Ascomycota; Eurotiomycetes; Eurotiales; Aspergillaceae. The record is from RefSeq and is a predicted model, not a curated record.
AUGGGCAUUGACAAUGGUUGUGUGGACCUACCUGCCGUGCUUGCACUGGCAGAGACUCCAUUGGAUUCCGGGUGUACAUUCGCGACGCCCACUGAUGGCAAGGACCAUCCAGCAGAGCAGCCCGGCACCCGCACUCCAAGCACCGUUGUGUCGCCGACGAAUCCACGCGAAAUCUGCGAGAAUGAGGUCUGGUGGAAAGACGGCUGGGAGCAGAUGCACCAGCCGGCGAUAAUUGAGGAUGUCGCCCACAGCGUCCAGACGGUGGAAGCUCUGCGACGCUGCCAGCCGAGAAAAGGCACAUUUGCCAACGUCACGCUCCCAGACCGGAGCCAUGGCGGCAAGUCUGGUCGGUGGGUCUUCUAUGUCCACGAUAUCCUGGAGCCUGCGCUAGGGGGCGACACUGGCCCGCGUCUUCUUGUUACCAAGUAUUCCCACCUCGCCGAUCACCCGACACUGGGAGUGGCGAGCGCCAGGGAGGGUGAUAGAGAACUGCUGCUGCACUGGAAGGACGUAGACCAAAUGGGCCAGCGCGAUGAUGCCGAGCUCAUUGAUGCUAGUGAUGUGGUGAUGGCGGAGAGGAAGGACGGUGAUCCGUCUGUCUCGUGCACCGUGAUUCCGCCCUGCGCAGACAUUCCUGCUGUCGGAUAUUUCGCCCGCUUCGGCGUCCGGGAUGCCGCGCAACCUGGGCCGCUCUUUGUGACAGCCCUGCAACCAGUCCCCGCCGCCGCAGGUCAACCUCCGCGGCCACGGUUCGCUCCGCUGCCCGCCCCAACCGUCAUCGACCUAACCCCCGGCCAUGUGGAUCUGGCGGUAGGCUUCGAAAAGGCCGGUUACCGGAUCCGUGCUGCCAUCGGCUUUGACGAGCAUCGCCACCAGGCAUGGAGGGAACAACAUCCGAAUGCCGAAGUCUAUGCCGGCCCGCUAGCGUCUAGUCUCGCUCAAUGGGAUGCACAGGGGACGACGCUGACCGCACAGGAGAGCAUCGUGCCUCGUGUUGCCACCUUGUCCGGACGAGCUGAGGAUUUGAUCACAAAGUCCGAUGAACCGACUUCAGGGUCCAACGGACUGGCUGUCCCCGCGGGGGAUGCCACAGACAUAUGGCAGAUUUGUGGUCUGUUGGCCCAGUCCCCAGCUGCACGGCCCGACUUCGUGGUGGUGACAGUGAUUGGGGUGGCGUCCAGUCAGAUUGCCGGCCCCGCAGUCGGAGCCGCCGUUCGAGUUCUACUCGAGGCAGGAUACUCAGUCACUGUGCGGACAAUGCCCAUCCACAGCGCUGGAGAUUCAGACGAUACCGCUGCGUUGGUCCUCCUGGCUAGCCCCAGGGGCACCAAGCCUCAAUGGAUCGAUGAGACGCUCUCGGACCUGCACCCAGCCAUGACGGAAGGCGGUUGUGUCGCGCGCAAGCAUCGCGCCAAGGCUGCCGCUUCGGGGCGAUCCGAGGGGACCGACACGGUGAACCCCCCAACUGCCACGGUUGACGAGCCAGCACAAGGCGCCCAGGCAGCACAACCUCGAAUGUUCGAAGACGCAGUGGCUCAUGCUGCGAAGCCAGUGGACGGGAGCGUCGUGGAUACGGCGCGCAGGAUCGCCACAGUGGUCACUCGCAUCAUCGGGGAAUUCGGCAAGGGCGUGCAGCCGCCAAAAGACGGCCCGCGCCCUAUCAUCGCGGACACCGAACGCGACCGCGGCAAGAGGGUGAGGGUGAAUACGGAUCCGGUCAUGGUAACAGGCCGACAAACUGACACUAAUUGA